Molecule: messenger RNA, 535 nt
Organism: Prorocentrum cordatum
Lineage: Eukaryota; Dinophyceae; Prorocentrales; Prorocentraceae
Source: the annotation of a GenBank genome assembly
GGUGGUGAUGCGGCUAUUCCUGCCGAUCUUCGCGUUGCGGGGGCUCCUCCGUGUGAUCUCGGUGGUGCUGGGGAUCUUCAGGGCGCUGGAUGGCAUCGUGACGAUCUUCAUGGUGCUGGAGCUCUUCCUCCUGCCGAUCUUCAUAGUGCUGGACAUAUUCCUGCCAUACUUCGUGGUGCUAGGGAUGUUCAUGGGGCUGCGGAUCUUAGCUCUGGGGGUGAUGCGGACCUUCCUUCCGAUUUUCGUGGCGCGAGGGACAGCCUUCCGACCGAUCUUCGCGGUGCUGGUGUUCUUUCCGCUGGUCCCCGUGGUGCUAGGGCUCUUGGAGGCGCUGUGGGUCUUCCUGCCGAUUUUCGUGAUGCUGGAGGCCUUUUUCCUGCUGGUCGUCGUGGUGGUGGGGAUACUCCGGGUGAUCUCCGUGGUGUUGGGGGUCUUCGGCGCAUUGAGGAUCUUCCUGCCGAUCUACGCGGUGCUGAGGAUCUUCGUGGUGAUUGUCGGGGUGGUGCCGACUUUCCUGCUGAUCUUCAGGUUGACG